GGCCAUAGAAAGAGGUUAAUUACAUUUCGGGCUUUAGACAAUACGGGUACCCGUUAGCAGUUAGGGUUUAUAUAAGAACAAACAACCAUUUAUAAAGCGAUUUCAAAGGAGGCGAGGAAGAAACCCUAGAACUCGCAAAACAACCGCAUCAAUGGCGAAGCAGAUCCACGAGAUCAAGGAUUUUCUUCUGACGGCGCGUAGAAAGGACGCGAGAUCAGUGAAAAUCAAGAGGAGCAAGGAUGUGGUGAAGUUCAAGGUUCGUUGCUCGAAGUAUUUGUACACACUUUGUGUGUUUGAUACUGAUAAGGCUGAUAAGUUGAAGCAAUCUCUUCCUCCCGGUUUGACUGUUCAAGAUCUGUAGAUUGAGUUCAGUUUAUCUGUUCUGUUUUACAUUUUUGAGAAUUGAAACCCUAGGUUUUGUGACUUGAUUUUGUGGUAUUGUAAUUUCUACUUUUAUAUGAUUGGAGACGUUGAUUUUCCGUUUA
Vicia villosa (hairy vetch) is the source of this 485-nucleotide messenger RNA. Its product is annotated as large ribosomal subunit protein eL38z/eL38y-like. Gene Ontology annotation, cellular component: cytosolic large ribosomal subunit; ribosome. Gene Ontology annotation, molecular function: structural constituent of ribosome. The coding region runs from base 152 to 361 and encodes 69 amino acids. NCBI's taxonomy places the organism in Eukaryota, Viridiplantae, Streptophyta, Magnoliopsida, Fabales, Fabaceae. Gene Ontology annotation, biological process: protein-RNA complex assembly; translation. The record is from RefSeq and is a predicted model, not a curated record. The transcript is spliced from 2 exons.